This is a messenger RNA of Canariomyces notabilis, 441 nucleotides long. RefSeq names its product P-loop containing nucleoside triphosphate hydrolase protein. Gene Ontology annotation, molecular function: GTP binding. The record is from RefSeq and is a predicted model, not a curated record. The annotation marks the transcript as partial. NCBI's taxonomy places the organism in Eukaryota, Fungi, Ascomycota, Sordariomycetes, Sordariales, Chaetomiaceae. The transcript is spliced from 2 exons.
GUUAUUUUGCUUAUUGGUCCUUCUGGAUCGGGAAAGUCCUCGUUCGUCCAAGCUCUGACCAGCGAUCACGUCCCAGUCAGUCAUCUCAAGCCAUGUAUGUUGCUUCCACCCGCUGCGGUUAAACCAACAAUCCAUGGUCGCCCCAAGGCCUUCGUUCUGAUCGAUACACCCGGCUUCGUCGAGACCCCAAAGGAAAACCUCAUUGUCCUGGAAAAAAUCGCCAAGACGCUGACAGACCUCUCACCUCGCAAGAUCUUCGGCGCUAUCUAUUUCCACAACAUUGCCGAGAACAGAAUGAAGGGCACUACAACUGAAGUCCUCGAUAUUUUCAAGGCUAUGUGUGGUCGGGAGUUCUAUCCCCACAUCGUUUUCGUCACUACAAUGUGGGAUUCGAUCAAUAAGAAGUACCACAAGGAACUCCAAACCCGAAACAAUGAGCUU